This is a messenger RNA of Argiope bruennichi, 4832 nucleotides long. Its product is annotated as synergin gamma-like. The record is from RefSeq and is a predicted model, not a curated record. Bases 131 to 3109 code for a protein of 992 amino acids. Gene Ontology annotation, cellular component: clathrin coat of trans-Golgi network vesicle. Gene Ontology annotation, molecular function: protein binding. NCBI's taxonomy places the organism in Eukaryota, Metazoa, Arthropoda, Arachnida, Araneae, Araneidae. The transcript has 14 exons.
UAAGCAUUAACUUUGAAUUCAACUUCACAUGAAUCGUAACGAAAGAAAAUGAACUUUAGUUUUGAUUUUGUUUAUUUUUAUAUGUAGACACCUGAUCUUUGAUUUGCGGCAUACCUGUAGAGAUAUUCACAUGUCUAAUCCUCUGAGGCCACCAUUGGUUGGUCCUCCACCAACAAUGACUGGUACAAUGAUUGCACCAGUCUGUGCUUCACCCAUCUGCACUACAGGAAUUCCAGGUGCACCUGUUAUUCCUGUUGUCCCCAAUGCUUAUGGUUUGAUUGGUCCUCAGCCAACUUAUAUACCACAUCCAAGUUUUCCUCAACAGAAUUUUCCUCAUCAAGUGCCAUUGGUAAAUACAUUACCUAGACCUGUGCCUGGGAUAUUAGUACCUGCAUCUGCAAUGAGUCGUCCAAAUGUUGAUCCAGCAAAACUAUUAGAAGAACAAAAAAGGCUGGAAAAAGAAAGAAAUUUUCAGCUGCAGCAACAAAGAUUAAAACAAUUCACCGUAGCUGGUAGCAAAACAGGAAGUUUAAAUGCAGACAAUCUCAUUGAAAAUAUAAUUGGAAAGGUGCAGCCUAAGUCAAGUUCUAAGUCUAAUUCAUCAGCAAAGACAUCUGUGUUGAAUGAGCCAAUGAAACCUUCAAAGCCUGUUAUCGAAACUUCUCAACCUUUUCCAGUGACUGUUGUUAAACAAGAAAUGCCUGUUAAUCCUCCUAAGCCCAAAAAAGAACUUGAAGCGAUGAUGCGAGAAUGCUCCGAUUUGAGUGCUCCACAAAAAGCCAAUAAGUUUACCAAACCUUCUGUAAAAGAACUUGCUCCAUCUAUUCAACAACGAUAUACAUUUACUUCAAGUAACAAAUCCAGAGACUGGAAAAACUUGGCAGGGCUAGAUGAAGUAUUUGUUACCAAAAGACCUCGCUUUCCACUGUGGUGUAACAAAGAACACAUUCCAGAACUUUUCAAGCAAGUUGACGCCUUAGUCACAAGCAAUGGUACAACUCCACCUGAUACAAAAUUACUUUAUCCUGUUCUGGUAUCAUCUGGGCUUCCUCAGCAGAUUUUAGGACAUAUUUGGGAGUUAGUGAAUCAGUCUUCUCCUGGACAGUUAACAACUGAAGAAAUGUAUGCUGUAUUAGCUCUUAUAGCUGUGGCUCAGGCUGGUCAUAUCAUUACAACUGUCGAUAUUCUCCAUCAACUUCCUGCCUGUCCCAUUCCUCAACUUCAAUGUUUUGCAGCUCCUUCCCCACCACUGCUUAUUGAAGCUCAAACCAUAAGUACACCACCACCACAAAUAGCAACAAAUGAGAGUAAAUUUGCUGCAUUCACUGAUACAAAGGGCCCUACUGACCAAAAUAGUCAUCUUGUUAUCAGACCAUCUGCCAUCUCAUUGAAAGAUGUGAACAAUUCUUCAAGUGUCCCAAAUAUUUUUAUGGAUGUCAAAAAUGAAAAUGCUACUACUUCAACUAAUGUUAAUUCAUCUGGUUUCAUAAGCUCUCCUGAUGAUGAAUUUGAUGAUUUCAAAUCUGCCACUCCUACCGCUGUUAACUUCUCCAUGAAUACACCAACUUCAGAUUCAAUGCAAGGGAACGAAGACUUUGCUGAUUUUAAGCAAGCACCUGCACUUAGUUCUUCAAUGAUUUUCAACAAAAUUCCAGCUUGUACUAAUUCCAAUAAACCACCACUGGAAGAACAAGACUUAAUGUCUCCAGAAGAAGACAAGUACAGUGUUUUCCGUACAUUACAGCAAACAGAGAGCAGUGAUGAUUGGGGUGAUUUUUCAACUGCUACGACAGAUUUUGCUAAUACUGAAAGUGCAAAACAAUCAACUGCAAAAGAAACUAGUCAUAUCAGUAUAAGUGCUCCUCCAUCUGGCUUACUUCCAAAUCCCUCCGUUCUUGUUACUAACAAUGAUACAAAUUUGGACCUCUUUAAAAGUAGUAAUCCUGUUUCAACAAAUUAUACCAAAGAAGAUGAUGAUUUUGGUGAAUUUCUCACUGCUGAACCACCUGUGCCAACCGUAGAAGCAGUGACUUCUCAGUUAGAAAGCCUAAAUACUGAUUUUGCAGACUUUGCAAAUUUCAAAGAAUCUUCAAGUUCCACAGAGUUGCAUCAAGCACCACCAGCCAUUCCAGCUAGUAAUUUAAAUAUUAAUGAUGAUUUUGGUGAUUUUGCUAGCAGUUUACCUGUUCCUUGUAAACCUGAAUUAGGCUCUGAAUUUCUGUUCCGUCACCUGAAAGAUAAUAUAUCUCUUGCUGAGAGCCAAUCUGUGUCUAGUCUUGAGUUGGGGCCUUUUGAUGGUGGUGGACAUAGUGGAGAAUCCAAAUCAUCAUUAAGUAGGCAAGGGUCUAUUCCUAGCUUGGAUUUAAAAAGUGCUUACCUUGAAGGAGGGGAUGGUGAGGACUGUUUUGGUGAAUUUCAGUCUCCUGUUCCUAUAAGUGUAGCAUCUAAGUCACCAUCUCCAGCUAAAGAUACAAAAGUACAAGAAAAUGGUAAUUCAACUACUUAUCCAAUGAAUUUGAAUUUCCAGAAUUCAAAGAAUAUUCCUUUAACAGAUAAAUACAGUGUGAUAAGAGCAGAAGAAAGGAAAGAUGAAGACCAGCAUAUCAGCUGUUGGGUACGUUGUCUUCAGAGUUCAGUAAACAUUUUACAGAAAACAAAGAAAUUGUUCAAUCAACUGAGCUGCAGUUCAGUGUGUAAUGAAGUACUUCAAUCUGAAGAAGGUGAAAAUUAUAUCAAAGAUGUUAUAGAAGUGUACAAAGUGGUUCGUCGCAUAGCAGCAGCUUCCAAAUCUGCUGGGAAGCAAACACAACCUAUAGUAGACUUACUGAAUGAAGCUGAUCAAAUAUGGCAAACUAUUUGUGGAUUUAUUGCUGGGUCUUCUCUUAUGCCCAAAGAGUCUUCAUUAGAGUUUUCCAGUGCAGUUUCAGAAGACAGCAGUAAUGCUUGUGGAUUAUGCUUAUUAAACAUACAGAUGAAAAGCAAGCUUUGUAAUGAAGAAACAUUGAACCUUUCCUAUGGUGGCAGAAACUAUCACAGUACAUGUGCUAAUUUAUGGGUUAAUUGUGUAGAUCCUCUUUUACCUGCUCUUCCUCUACCUCAGUUACUAUAGUAUAUGUUUCAGAAAACCAAUUUCCAUUGAAAAAGGGCCAUGAAUAGAAUCCUUGAACUCCAUUAAGAAGAUUAUUUAUGUAUUUGAUUUAUUCCUAAAGCUUGACAAAUACAAAAUUGGAAAGUUUGAUUUCUUAUUUGUGUUAAAUUAAUAUGACAGAAUAUCAAGAUAUUUACCAUGCAAAUAAAAAGUUUAUAUUAAAAAUAUUUUUCCUUUAUUUCUAAAAAAACGUAUUUGAACUCUAGAAUUAUAAAUGCAACUAUUUUACUCUGUAUAGAAUUUCAGUUUAAAAAAAUUAUGGAAUUUGUAGUAAUUUAUUCCACAAUUUUAAUGCAACUUGUCUUGGUCUAUGAAGAAAUUAACCCUUACUUUUUUUUUCACUUUUAUCUAUGGCUCUUUACUUUUCAUUUUAUAGCAAAGCUUCCCAACAAUUAUUGCAUUUGAAGUUUAAUUUAUUUGAUUUCAAUAUUACUGUGGGAAAAUGGACCUAAUAAUGCCAAACCAUUAUCUGAUUUAAUGUGGAUUAUGUAACUACUACACAAACUUAAAAUCUUAUGACCACAAAGGUGGAAAUAUAUCAGUGUGUUCCUUUAACAUUAUCAAUUAAUAAUAGGAUUUGUACUAUUAUCGAUGAUGAAUGCAAAUUGAUAAUAUGUCGCUGGCUAAACGUAUAAUGCACUUUUUAAAGAAUAUUAAGGAAACAAAUACAGCUCUAUAAAAUUAAACAAUUUUCAUUAAACAUUACUUCAUCAUAUAGAAUACCGAUUUCAAGGGUUUAGAACUAAAUUAUGUUAAAAUACAUCAAUUACCUUUAAAUACAGCAUGAUUAUAUUCAUGAAUACUUAAAAUGCUGAAAUGUUAAAUACAUUUUUCCUAUUAAUGUUAAUUUCAGUUACCUAGGACUAUUACUUAAAUAAUAAUUCAGUUUGAUUAUUUUUGAAUGAAAAUUACUAACCAUUAUGUAAAGAAAAAAAAGCAUUGCCCCCCCCCCUUUUUUUAACACUGUCUGUGAUAUUAAAGUCUAAUGCUUAUAUUAUUUUUUUUUGCAAAUUUAAAAUGAUACAAAUUUUAUAGAAUCAAAAUAAAUUAGUUGUUCUGUAGUUUUCAUAUCUACUUUCUAAUAUGUAAAUUCAUAUACUUUACUGAGUAAUUUUAAAAUUACAUAAAUUAAUUUUUUCUGUUUCUAUAUUUAAUAUAUAUUCUGUUUUAUCAUUGUAGAAAAAACUGAACUAUAUUUAAGAGCUUUCAGGAUAAAAUGUUUUUAAAAUGAAUGGAGUCAGUUAUUCUGUUAUUUCAUAUAAUGUUUGGAAAGUAUUAUAGUUAUAAGUGAACGAGUUGUUUCCCUAUUGUUUGAUUGAUUCCCCUCCCCAAUUGUAGAUAUGGCGUGUUAUUUAUAGAUUUUGUCAAAUGUGUAGUAAUCAUAUGUUAGAAAGUAUUUUUUAUUAGUGUUUAGAUUUAUUACAAUGUGAUAUUGUUGUGGUUGUUUUAACCUGAAUAUAUAAUAUGGGUUCUUUUUUUUUUUUGAUCAAGUAUAUAAAAAAAGUGAUAUUUUAUGAAUUCACAAGAAAAUAAAUUUUAAGGCAGUGUGUUGAAGCUUUGUUCAUAAUUUUUCACUUUUAGACCUUAGUCUUGCUUAUCAUUAACAAAGUAUAUAAAUUGAUUUUGGAACAAGAGAAAAGAAUUAAUGGUGUUAAAUACCAAAUAAUCAUUUACAGAAUUCUGC